AUGAAGCCACUACUACAAACAGUGGCGGCAAUAUGCCUCAUUCUUGCCACACACGCACUCCCAGAGAAUAUCGAGGAUGUUAAAGAGCUACCUCAGAGCAAAGAGCCGGUGGUAGAGGCCGAAGAAUCAGCACCUCAAGCGAGAGCAGAGCGCUGCACCUCUUGCUCCUCCACUAUUAACCUGAGUUCUAAGUCGCCGCAGGAGAUUAUUGCAGCGCUGCAAUCGCUUCCUGGGGGUGAAGUACACACGCAGCAAUCCUUCGAAGGCUGCUCGAGUAGCAAGGGCUGCGCUGGUAUUAAAUACCAAGACGGAAAAAUCACUGAUAAGUUCGGAAACUUGAAUGCCUUUGGUGGCGAGAACGUCUUCAAAGCCGGUUCAUCUUUCGGUAGUAAUUUGCUCAACGGUAAAAUUUCCAGCAAACCAUUCUGGUGGAUGGGCGACAACUCACCCUUUAACUUAAACUCCGGAAACUUUGAUACAAAGACCUCGAGCUCAGGCUUUAUCAACAACAGCGGAGGUAAAGGACAAUCGACAUACGAAACUUCGUCUUCCUCUUUCCAAUCGAGUCAGGAAGGAGUGAUUGACGUUGCUAACAACCCAUUCCUCAAUGGUAACUUCAACUUUGGGCAAUCUGGUUUCACGGCUGGUUUAGGCAGUGGAUUUGCCUCUGGCUCUCAAGGCGCUGGCAGCUCAUUCCAGAGCGGAUUCGGUACUGAUCAAUCCUCAUACUCCGAAAGUGCCGGUAACAAGUUCUCCGGCGCAGGCUACGUCGGUUCUUCACCCAGACCAUUUGCAACCAGCACUGGCUCUAAUGUAAACCUGAUCCAGAACACACAGAAAGUUAACGAGUACGACUUUGAUCAGACCCAGCAGACUGUGAGUGGGGACAUAUUCCGCGAAACCUCGAACAUCAACAUCCAAGGACAGUACGACGGUGAUCUGCAGCAAACUUGCAGCGGUCAGGGCUACGUCUGCGUCCUCAGGUCUCAGUGCAGCAAUGGAAUUCUGAACACAAACGGCGCUGGUAUUCUUCAAACUAGAAACAAGAAGCAGUUCUGCAACACAAGGACUGAAACUUGCUGUAGACUAGGUUCUACUUCAACUUUUGGAAAUGGUUUCUCAACUGCUGACACCGUAAGCCAAGGUUCAGGACUCGUCUCUAGCACCGCUUCUAGCUUCUCUUCCGGAUCUUAUGGAUCAUCCAGUGGUUCCCAAAAGGGUUCAUACGGUUCUCAAAACUCAUUUGGAUCGCAAAACGGCUUCGGCACAACCGGCAACCAGGGAUUAUAUGGUAGUCAGAGUGGAUCGAACGGUGCUUCAAGUGGAUUUGGAAGCCAAAGCUCAUCUUUCAACAGCCAAUCAAGCUAUGACUCCAACCGAGGCUCCUUUGGCACUAGCUACGGAUCAACGGUUCCUGCCGUUACAGCAGUCCCUGUUGCCUCAACAAGCGCCUUUGCAUCAGUUAGCUCAGCUGGAUCAACAGGAUUCACGGGAUCAAGCGGCUCGACUCUACGCCCAGAUAUCUUUAAGCCAACAGGACAAAGCAACUUCGUUGAGACGAACUCUUUCGCAUCCCAGUCUAAUAACCAAAACGUAUACAGACCCGGUACGAUUGGCAGUGGCCUCAAGCCUGGUGUACCUUACCUACCACCUGUUGACAGCACUAACAGCGGUACUAACGUUGUGGGUUCUACCGUAUUCACCACACCUCGUCCAGUAUCCCAAUUCACAACGGUCCGUCCACAAACACCUCGUCCUGUCAGCACACCGCGUCCCGUGUCUACCUUCACCACACCUAGACCGACUUACCUUCCACCCGUGUCAUCAUCUACCACCGCUCCUGGUUACUUGCCACCAAUCGGUGAACAGACCAUAAACCAGGAAACCUUCGUGCCCAACCCUAAUUAUAACGAAGGAGGAAUUAUUCUUGAUGAGACAAGACAGCCGUCGCCUCCACGCCAGCCUACUAUAAACGAAAUUCCUUCUGGAUGCGCCGCGGCCUUAAAAUGUACCCCGAUUGAAUACUGCACAGCUGAUGGAGUCAUUUCUAACACCACCGUAUUUCUCACCAAGGAUCAAGAUGCUUACAGAGUUCCUCUUACUGACUGCAAGGACGCUGAAACAAACCGCGUUGGAAAAUGCUGCCGUGAUCCAAACUACACCGACCCAUGGCCGACCAACCAGCUUGGCAAAUGGGUGCCCGGUGUGUUCGGUGGCAACGAUGGCAAAUACGUUCCCGACAACCGUGGCAGCCCUAACAACCCAAGACCACAGGUCACGUCAAAGCCCUUCGUCACUGGAAGCACUAUCCUAAAUAACUUUAGGAAUCCAAAACCGACAACACCUACUUUUGGACCGAACCAAGUGACACCAGGUUACCCAGAUCAAGGUGGGCAAAUCACAACGGGCAUUAAACAAGUGUCUCAAUACGGUCAAGGGCAAUACAGUAAGGGUGGUGUGGGUCAAUUCGGUCAAGGUGGUAUUGGACAAGUAACUCAAACAGGCGUUGGUCAAUACGGUCAGAAGGGUGUAGGUCAGAUUAUCCAAACCGGUGUUGGACAGUUUGGACAAGGGGGAGUAGGCCAAUACACCCAAAGUGGAUUCGGACAAUACUCUCAGGGAGGUCGAGGGCAAAUCAUUAGUCAAGGUAAAGGUCAAUUCACCGUCCAAGGUCAAGGUCAGAUUGGCGUCCAAGGACAAGGCAUUGGAAUCAGUCAAGGAGGGGGUGCGAUAAUUUCACAAGGACAAGGUCAAUUUGUGAAGCAGGGUGAGGGCCAAGGCACCAAAUUCGGCCUGGUUUCCCAAGGGUUCGGACAGCGCGUUGAAACCGGCGGUGGACAGUACACUGAACAGGGUGGAGGCCAGUACACCCAGCAGGGUGUGGGACAAACGAUAGUGCAGGGCGGCGGCGUAGGCAUUCGUCAAGGUGUAGGCCUCGCGGUCUCUCAAGGUGUGGGCUCCGCCGUAGAGAACGAGUACAGCGAAUCCACUCGCAGGGUCUACCUACAGCGAUACGAUGGAACUGGCCAGUGUGGAAUUAAACAUCCCCAAAGACCGUACGGCAACCGUGAGGACGACGUGGCGUUCGCCGAGAUCCCAUGGCAGGCUAUGGUGCUGUUGCAGACCAACAAGAGCCUGCUCUGUGGUGGUGUGAUCACCAGGCCCGAUGUUGUCGUGACCUCUGCUGCAUGCGUCGACGGAUUGGAAGCCAAGAACGUUCUCAUCAAAGGCGGUGAAUGGAAGCUCGGAAUCGACGACGAACCUCUACCAUUCCAGAUUGUCCAGGUCAAGACUAUCGUAAUCCACCCGGGAUAUCAGCCAGGAAGCCUCCAAUACGAUGUCGCUAUUCUCUACCUCUCCGAGAACUUGAGAUUGGCGGAUAACAUCCAGCCCAUUUGCAUGCCAGAUGCCAAGGACAACCUGGACGCGUUCUACAGCGGUGCUGGCCAGUGCAUAGUGACUGGUUGGGGCAAGCAGGUCUUGCAAGCUCAUCUAUCUGGCAGCCUCAUGCACAGCAUCAACGUGUCUCUAAUCGAGCCCACACAGUGCGAGGCUAAGAUCCAGCAGAACUACCCUCACCUUCUGGACAACUACGACCAGGAGAGCUGCAUCUGUGGAGAGCCUUCUAACCCUCUUAACAACAUUUGCAGGGUUGACAUUGGAAGUGCUCUUGCUUGCACAACCGGCGAUGGUUACUUCGUCCUACAGGGAGUCUACUCUUGGGAUUCAGGCUGUCAGACCGGCAACCAGCUAGCCGCUUUCUACAAAUUCGACAUUGAGUGGUACGAAUGGGCCAUCGGUCUAACUGAGAGCGUUCGUUUCACUCAGUUUGUUCGUGGUACCAAGAUCACUCAGACUCGCUACACUGGACAAGUCACAUCUGGUACCAAAGGCAUCCAGUACACGGGCGGAAUCAAGGGAACCAUUGCUGGAGGAUUCAAUAAGUUUGGCGGACAAGGCCAGUUCACACAGUUUGGUGCUGGCGGACAAGGGCAGCUUACACAGUUCGGUGCUGGACAAUUUAGCCAAGGUCAAGGGCAAAGUGGAUCGAACCAAGGAUCUGGUAACCUUUACGGACAGAAUCAGUACAGUUCAAGCAAUUACAGCCAAUUCAGUACAUCAAGCAACCAGCAAUAUUCGGGAUCUCAGAACCAAUUCACCUCUGGAAACUUUGGUGGAAGCACAACAGACUAUAAUUCAGGCAGCUCAAUCUUUGGCACUAACAAUAAUGGACCAUCAUCAAACUCGUUUACAUCCACUUAUACCGAGAAGAAGUUUUUCCAAACUGAGCCAAAAUACUACACCUUCACCACCAAGCCAGAAAUCGUAACUUACACAACCAAGCCAGAAAUCGUUACGUUUACAACAAAGCCGGAAAUAUUCACUUACACCACAAAGCCCAAAAUCAUCACAUACACAACCAAGCCAAAAAUUAUAACCUACACAACCAAGCCGAAAAUUAUAACUUACACUACUAAACCACAGUUUAUAACCUACGAAACGUCUGGCAGCGGUACAAACCCGCAAUAUGUCGCGCCAGGCGCUUCCUUCAACCCCACAUUUUCAGAAAUUGUCGGUGCAGAACACAAGCACAGUGCCCAAUGCAAGUGCCUAGAGAAAGGCAAAAAGUAA
This is a messenger RNA of Parnassius apollo (apollo), 4632 nucleotides long. NCBI's taxonomy places the organism in Eukaryota, Metazoa, Arthropoda, Insecta, Lepidoptera, Papilionidae. The record is from the annotation of a GenBank genome assembly.